This is a messenger RNA of Sinocyclocheilus anshuiensis, 1805 nucleotides long. Its product is annotated as pituitary homeobox 2. Gene Ontology annotation, molecular function: RNA polymerase II cis-regulatory region sequence-specific DNA binding; DNA-binding transcription factor activity, RNA polymerase II-specific. Gene Ontology annotation, biological process: regulation of transcription by RNA polymerase II; anatomical structure morphogenesis. NCBI's taxonomy places the organism in Eukaryota, Metazoa, Chordata, Actinopteri, Cypriniformes, Cyprinidae. Bases 647 to 1582 code for a protein of 311 amino acids. The record is from RefSeq and is a predicted model, not a curated record. Gene Ontology annotation, cellular component: nucleus. The transcript has 3 exons.
UGAACCAUCGCCAGGUGUGCUAUGAGAAAUUUGUUUAACACAUUUUGCUUUCUUGGAAGCCACUGGUGAAUGCCCAGCCUCUCUUUAUUUACAUGCUUUUUAGAGGAAAAAAGGGUGCACUUUCUAAUUUCUUAGGGUCGUUUUAUAGUCGGUUGGCCAUAAAAUCUGUCAUGUAUAGGCUCUAAUGUUCCGUCAGAUUGUGGGCGGAGUCUGUGUGACGUCAGGACGCAUAGAGCAGCUCGGUUGGACGGAUAGAAAGACAGCUGAAAUGAAGAGCGAGCGCUGUGAUGUGCAGGAGAGUGUGUGUGUAUGCAAGUGGAUAUAAUAUCACAUAUCUGUCCCUGUCACUCUGGCUCUCCUUGUAGCGCUCGGCUGAAACCGAGAUAUCUUUUACCCAUUUGAAACGAAAAAAAAAAACUCUCUUUUAACUCUCUUCAAAACUGGGUUUAUUUUAUUACGAUAAAAGCCGUUUGAGGAGUAUCGCUUUGAGUGGUUUAAGUGAGAAAGGAGCACUGACAACGCUUGCCGAUACUUCACUACUGGACACAUUCAUUUAUUUUAUUUAUUUAUUCAUUUUUAUAUUUGUGACCUUCGCUGAGGAAGUUACAUCUGCUUGCGAACCCUCCGCAAAUCGCUUGUGUUAUCCAUGACCUCUAUGAAGGAUCCGUUGAGUUUGGACCACCAUCACCACGUUACCGGGAGUAAACACACGCCGCUUACGAUGGCCUCUAGUCUGCAACCGCUCCAGCGGUCUGUGGACUCGAAACACAAGCUGGAGGUACACACGGUUUCAGACACCUCCAGUCCAGAGUCCGUAGAGAAAGAGAAGGGACAGAGUAAAAACGAAGAUUCGACUGAUGACCCAUCGAAAAAGAAGAGACAGAGGCGGCAACGAACGCAUUUUACUAGCCAACAGCUCCAGGAACUGGAGGCCACUUUUCAGCGGAAUCGCUAUCCGGACAUGUCCACUAGAGAGGAAAUCGCUGUUUGGACUAAUUUAACAGAGGCCAGAGUCAGAGUGUGGUUCAAGAAUCGACGGGCAAAAUGGAGAAAAAGGGAGAGGAACCAACAAUCAGAGCUGUGUAAAAACGGUUUCGGCCCUCAAUUCAACGGACUUAUGCAGCCCUACGAUGACAUGUAUCCCAGCUACACGUACAACAACUGGGCUGCAAAGGGGCUCACGUCGGCCUCUCUGUCAACCAAAAGCUUCCCCUUUUUCAAUUCCAUGAACGUCAAUCCGCUGUCGUCUCAGACCAUGUUCUCCCCACCUAACUCCAUCUCUUCAAUGAGCAUGUCCUCCAGUAUGGUUCCGUCUGCGGUCACCGGCGUACACGGAUCAAGUUUAAACAGCCUCAAUAACUUGAAUAACCUCAGCAACCCCUCUCUAAAUUCGGGGGUUCCCACGCCGACGUGCCCUUACGCCCCACCGACACCUCCGUAUGUUUACCGGGACACUUGUAACUCCAGUCUUGCCAGUCUGAGACUGAAAGCCAAGCAGCACUCGAGUUUUGGAUACGCCAGCGUGCAGAAUCCGGUCUCCAAUCUUAGCGCCUGCCAGUACGCAGUGGAUAGACCGGUGUAAGAGACGAUUGUAGAAUUUACAAUCCCGAAUCCCAGGAACAAGAGACUACACUUUUUGUUUCAAGGGCACUAGAAGAAUAAACCACUGAAACGCGUCCAAUCCUGUGAUGGAAUGUCCAGCGGGAACGGAAGGCAAACGCGCCAUUUCUAAUAAGAUUAGUUCUCUACACUAGCAAGUGCACACAAUCCAGUCAAGAGUUUAGGACACCAGAAUAUUUAAAAAA